AAAGCUGCCUUUGCUUAGCUUUGCUUUGCUUUUUGUUCGGUCUCUGAUAUCUUCGGCGACAGCUCAGGUUCCCUCCACCUUGAUCUUCUCCAGCUCGGACCCCAAGAUACUACACCCUUUCUCUUCCUUUCCAUUUCACAGCUUUCCAUCCAUUUUUCACCGCCGGUAACUUAUUCGGUCACAGCCACGUACGGUGGCACUCUUACCCCAGUUGCUUGCAGAGGAUUUCCGGUUCCCGAGCUUGGGGAAUUUGGAUUCCGAGGUGGGAUUGGAUUGGAAUUGGAAUCUCUUUGUCAUAGUUCUUUAUUUUCCGCAGUUGCUGAUUCGAAUCUUCAGCUGCAGAAAAUCUGAUUUUUAGGUUCUUUUGGGGAGUUUAUUCUGGGAAUUCAGAGUUAUUAUCAGUAAGCUUUGAGCUGUGGGUGUGAAUUCUCUCCAAUAUUUGAGCUUUGUCUCUCUACCAAAAGAGAAAUAGCUGGAAAAAGUGACUUUUUCUCUGCUGGGCUUCUUUAAGCUGGUGAAGUUGCAUAGUUAAAUGCUUCGGGACAUAGCUAGUAGUGGGUUGUGUUUUGCAGUAGGGAGAUGGGGUUUGAUUGCAAGGAUUCAAUGUGAAUAGGGUAGGCUUUGUAUUGAGCAUCGAAGGCGAUUCUUAAAGCCCUUGUUGGUAAUUGGGCAAUGGGUUUCAACUAGAACUGUUUGAAUGGUGUAUAUCUUAGUGGAACUGAGCAGGUGAUUGAAUUUCUUUCUUCAUAGUUCGAUUGGCUCCUUCAUAUCUAUCAGCAUGAAGGCGCCCCCAAAUGGGUUUUCGCCAAAUUCUGGAGAAGGAGAGAGGAAGAGUAUUAAUUCAGAGUUAUGGCAUGCUUGUGCGGGACCUCUGGUUUCUUUGCCUCCAGUUGGAAGUCUUGUAGUUUACUUUCCUCAAGGCCACAGCGAGCAAGUUGCAGCAUCAAUGCAAAAGGAGACUGAUUUCAUACCCAACUACCCUAACCUUCCUCCAAAGCUGAUUUGCAUGCUUCAUAAUGUCACAUUGCAUGCUGAUCCUGAAACUGAUGAGGUUUAUGCACAGAUGACCCUUCAACCCGUAAACAAAUAUGACAAGGAAGCAUUACUGGCAUCUGACUUGGGCCUCAAGCAAAGCAGACAACCUUCUGAGUUCUUCUGCAAAACUCUUACAGCUAGUGAUACGAGUACACAUGGUGGAUUUUCAGUACCUCGUCGAGCAGCUGAGAAGAUCUUCCCGGCUCUAGAUUUUUCAAUGCAACCCCCAGCUCAGGAGUUAGUAGCUAGAGACUUACAUGACAGUCCGUGGACAUUCAGGCAUAUUUAUCGCGGCCAACCAAAAAGGCACCUGCUGACUACAGGUUGGAGUGUCUUUGUUAGCACAAAAAGACUCUUUGCUGGAGAUUCUGUGCUUUUUAUAAGAGAUGAAAAAUCCCAGCUUCUCCUGGGCAUAAAGCGUGCGAAUAGACAGCAGCCAGCUCUCUCCUCAUCAGUCAUAUCCAGUGAUAGCAUGCAUAUCGGAAUUCUUGCUGCUGCAGCUCAUGCUGCUGCAAAUAACAGUCCAUUUACUAUAUUUUACAACCCAAGGGCCAGCCCUUCUGAGUUUGUGAUUCCCUUAGCCAAGUAUAAUAAAGCAAUGUAUACCCAAGUUUCACUUGGCAUGCGAUUUAGAAUGAUGUUUGAGACUGAGGAGUCAGGAGUACGCAGAUACAUGGGUACAAUUACUGGUAUCAGUGAUUUGGAUCCUUUGCGAUGGAAAAAUUCACAGUGGCGCAAUCUUCAGGUUGGAUGGGAUGAAUCAACAGCUGGUGAACGGCCAAGCCGAGUUUCGAUCUGGGAAAUUGAACCUGUUGUAACUCCUUUCUACAUAUGUCCGCCUCCGUUUUUCAGACCCAAGUUUCCCAGACAACCAGGGAUGCCAGAUGAUGAGUCUGACAUAGAGAAUGCUUUCAAGAGAGCCAUGCCCUGGCUUGGCGAUGACUUUGGCAUGAAGGAUGCCUCUGGCUCAAUCUUUCCUGCUUUGAGUUUGGUGCAGUGGAUGAGCAGGCAGCAAAAUAAUCAGUUUUCAGCUGCUCAAUCUGGAUUUUUCCCAUCCAUGGUUUCUUCAACUGUAAUGCACAAUAACCUUAAUGCUGAUGAUCCAUCUAAAUUAUUGAGUUUUCAAGCCCCUGUCAUGUCUUCACCAAGUCUCCAGUUUAACAAAGCAAAUCCACAAAACCAAGUCAGUCAAUUGCAACAGCAACCUGUCACAUGGCCCCAACAGCAGCACCUCCAGCAAUUAUUGCAGAAUCCUACUAACCAACAGCAGCUACAGCAACAUCAGCAACAGCAAGAACUACAACAGCUGCCACAGCAGCAGCAACUGCAGCAACAGCAGCAGCAACUGCAGCCGCAAUUACAGCAACAGCAGCCUCAUCAGCAACUACAGCAACAGCAGCCUCAUCAGCAACUACAGCAACAGCAGCCUCAACAGCAACGACAGCAACAACAGCAACAGAUAUGUCAUCCGGGUCUUGUAAAUAAUGGUAUUGUUGCUCCUAACCAGAUCCCAAAUCAGAGUUUGCAGCAACCAGUUCUAUACUCUCAGCUUCAACAACAGCAAAUACUGACAGGCAAUACCCAAUCUCAGCAGAGUAUCCACUCUAACAGUAAAAGUUCAUUGCAGUUGACAUCUGUACCACAAGACUCGCAGUUUCAGCAACAAAUUGAACCGCAAUCAUGUCUCUUACAAAGGCACCAGCAGCAGGCACAAUUGCAACAGUCCCCACUGCAGUUGUUGCAGUUGCAACAAAGCCUAUCACAGAGAGCACAGCAGCAGCCACAAGGCCUUCCGGAGCAACAAAUUCAGUUACAGUUGCUACAGAAAUUUCAACAGCAACAACAGCAGCAGCAAUUGCUCCCCCCAGCAAGCUCACUUUUGCAGCCUCAGUUGCUACACCAACAGCAGCCCAAUCAGCAAAACCAGCAAGUACAACAACUUCCUUUGUCUCAACAUCCGCAGCAACAGCUAAGCAGCAAUAGCUUCUCAACAGAGAAGCUUCUCAAUGGUAAUAGCUUCUCAACUUCUGCACUGAUGCAAUCUCAACAGAUUCAUUUGAACCAGCCUCAGAGCCAGCAGAAGCCACUUACAGCAAUCGGAGCCCAUUCUGGUCUCACAGAAGGAGAUGCUCCUUCGUGUUCAACCUCACCUUCUACUAAUAAUUGCCAGGUUCCCCCAUCCAACCUCCUGAACAGAAACCAACAAGGACCAGCCAUGUUACUGGGGGAUUCAUUGGUUGAGCCUGCGAGUAAUCUGAUUCAGGAGCUGCAGAGCAAAUCUGAUAUACAGAUCAAACACGAGUUGCCUUGCUCAAAAGGACCAGACCAGCUAAAAUAUAAAAGCACCAUCACAGAUCAGUUGGAAGCAUCCUCUUCUGGAACAUCAUAUUGUCUGGAUGCUGGUACCAUCCAGCAGAACUUCUCAAUCCCCACCUUUGGUUUAGAUGGUGAUGUCCAAUCGCAUCCUCGGAACAAUCUCUCAUUUGUAGCUAAUGUUGAAGGAUUGGCACCUGACACUUUGUUGUCGAGGGGGUAUGACUCUCAAAAAGAUCUUCAGAACUUACUUUCUAAUUAUGGUGGUACUCCAAGAGAUAUUGAAGCAGAGUUAUCCACUGCUGGGAUUAGCUCUCAGACAUUUGGGGUGCCAAACAUGCCUUUCAAGCCUGGAUGUUCAAGUGAUGUUGCUAUCAACGACACUGGAGUUUUGAGCGGCGGAUUGUGGGCUAACCAGAAUCAACGAAUGCGAACAUUUACCAAGGUUCAAAAGCGUGGCUCUGUGGGGAGAUGUAUUGAUGUAACACGUUACAAAGGGUAUAAUGAGCUCAGGCGUGAUCUUGCUCGCAUGUUCGGAAUUGAAGGGCAGCUAGAAGAUCCACAACGGAACGACUGGAAACUUGUUUAUGUGGAUCAUGAGAAUGACAUUCUUCUUGUUGGUGACGAUCCUUGGGAGGAGUUCGUAAGUUGUGUUCAGAGCAUAAAGAUAUUGUCAUCUGCUGAAGUACAGCAGAUGAGUUUAGACGGAGAUCUAGGUAAUGUCCCUGUCCCAAAUCAAGCCUGUAGUGGGACUGACAGUGGUAAUGCAUGGAGGUAUGAUGAUAACUCUGCUGCCUCAUUUAAUCGAUAGGGGUUCUCAAGAAUGCGGUUUUCUGGCACAGAUCACGGUUUGUUUAAGAUUUUAUCUGAGUAUCUAGUUGCCUUCUCCCAGCUCUAGCAGGAGAUGUAAAGGGAGCCUCUCCCCUCCCCCCCAUAAAAUAUUAGUUACUUGGUAACAGAACAACGUUGUUAUUGAUCUUACCCCAUAAACAAGACACCAAGUUCUACUUGGGGUUGGGGGGGGGGAGCUUUUCGUAAAUACUGGUGCUGACUUUGAGCUCAAGCCGACAUUCAUUCCAUGCUUGAUCCAAUGAUCCUUGCACCUGCUUUCGUAGCUACUGUUAGCUUGGAAGGGGCGAUUUUUUACGGCAAGAUGCAUCAAGAAAAAGUAGAUGAGAUGUAUGAUAUGAUUCCUUAACCCUUUCUUAACUGAUUUGACAUUCACUUUCGUGGCUGUUUGUAUAUGCUAAGAUGGAGACAAAUGUGCAACAGAAUGUGCAGUAGUUGCAGUAUGACUUCCGACCGGACAUAUUUAUGCACCAUAUAUGGCGCCAUUUAUAAGUUUUGUAACCAGUGCUUGCUAUUUUCCCACGAGAUAAUUACUGGACAGUUUCAUCUUCAGGGAAGAAAUUCAGAUUACAAUUAUGUUCUCUUUCAACAAUGCAAUAAUGCUCUUCUAGUGA
Molecule: messenger RNA, 4811 nt
Organism: Alnus glutinosa
Lineage: Eukaryota; Viridiplantae; Streptophyta; Magnoliopsida; Fagales; Betulaceae
Product: auxin response factor 19
Exons: 13
Coding region: 779-4159 (1126 amino acids)
Biological process (GO): regulation of DNA-templated transcription; response to hormone
Cellular component (GO): nucleus
Molecular function (GO): DNA binding; protein binding
Source: RefSeq, a predicted model, not a curated record